AUGGAUGAAGCUCAGCGACUCAGCCCUGAGCUGCUGGCCUCCCUGCAGUCCCUGAGAGACGACGACGACUACACCCUGCUGCCUCAGUCCCUGCAUCAGAUGGCAGAGGCCUUCUCUCUGAAAGACGACUACCAGUGGGCCAUCCGAUUCCUGCAGCUGGAGAAGCUCUACCACGAACGUCUGCUCUUCAAUCUUUCUGCCCUGCAGGAGAACUGGGAGAGCCAGUUAGCAGAGAAGAAGGAUGCUGAGAGCAGUUUGUCUGCAGAGACAGAUGGGAUCAGUCAGAAACACAUUGAGACGCUGAGCCAUAUCUGCAGAACACAUCACAGACCGUCUGCCAGCGUGGACCAGGAAAAACCAGCUACAGCUCUGAAAGACAGUCAAACCAAGACUGAGAUUCUGCAAGCGUGUCAUGAUGAAGCCAGCGAACCCCAAGAGUGGGGACAGAACCCCAUCUCCAAGGUUUCCUCCCCACAGAGGAGCCACGAGGAGGAGCUGGGCGGAGGAGAACAGGCGUUAGAGGAGGGACAGGAAGUAGAGGAGGAGGAGCACUGUGAGGAGACGCCCGAGGAUGAGGAGGUGAAGGUGGAGUGGCCAACAGGAGUACCGCAGGCGUCGGACAAAGAGCUGGCCAAGCUGUCCCACACAGAGGGGAACUCCUCCCCAGAAGGUCUAGUGUCCAUCCUGAAGAGGAGGCGAGCUUCUCUGGACGGGCUGCCUCCUCCCAGCAGCACCUCAGACAAACAGAGCUCCAAACGUAAAGUUCGAUUCAGCGAUCCUGAAGACGGCAUCGAGCAAGAUGAGGUGAGAGGAGACUCGUGUCUCAUCCUGCUGCUGCUGUGUCUGGUGACUGUGGUGAUCAGUGUUGGAGGGACUGCACUCUACUGCACCCUGGUGGGGACGUACUCCAACAUCUGCACAGACUUCUCCCACAAUGUCGACUUCUACGUUUCAAAUGUUCACGGGUUCUUUGAAGGGCUUGGACACUGGCUGCCCGUCUGGACUUAG
Molecule: messenger RNA, 1008 nt
Organism: Nematolebias whitei (Rio pearlfish)
Lineage: Eukaryota; Metazoa; Chordata; Actinopteri; Cyprinodontiformes; Rivulidae
Gene: cnstb
Product: consortin, connexin sorting protein b
Exons: 9
Coding region: 1-1008 (335 amino acids)
Biological process (GO): positive regulation of Golgi to plasma membrane protein transport
Cellular component (GO): trans-Golgi network; transport vesicle; plasma membrane
Molecular function (GO): connexin binding
Source: RefSeq, a predicted model, not a curated record